Messenger RNA from Trypanosoma rangeli, 9660 nucleotides. RefSeq lists its product as uncharacterized. The record is from RefSeq and is a predicted model, not a curated record. The transcript has a single exon. The coding region runs from base 1 to 9660 and encodes 3219 amino acids. NCBI's taxonomy places the organism in Eukaryota, Euglenozoa, Kinetoplastea, Trypanosomatida, Trypanosomatidae.
AUGACGUCUCCUGUGAAACCCCCACUAUGCACCCCGACGUCACUCCUAAAUACAGCUCAGGAUGUGGGCUUGGGCGACACCGUGGGACCUCCACAGUUGAAGCCUGCCGCUGCAGAAACCUUUUACCGCGAAGAAUGCAGAAACCAUGACAUGCACCCCAACAACACCUUUGUGAAGCAGUUGCUUGCUGGAGUAACUGUGUUUGACUUUGAGAACGGCUACUUGGGUGAGCGAGGUAUCGUGCCCAUUCUAUCUACGUUGCAACGGCUACCAGUGGUGGAGUUGUCAAUGCGAAACUGUGAAAUCAACACUGAUGAUGUCGCUUUGAUACAGAAAACGUUUGCAUCACAUGGUACACUUAGAAAGAUCGAUCUCCGGGGUAUUCCGUUGAAAGUGGCCGCAGCUCGUCGGCUUCUUACCCUUGCUGUGCAGAACUCACGUGUGACGGAGAUCCUCUUGGAUGAGGACACACCAAAGUAUCUCCACAUUCAAAGGCAGUGCUUUACCAAUGCGGGCCUGCAGAUUUUGGCCUCGCGAUGUCUGGUGUGCAACAGGCCCGUCAUUCAUUCCCCAGAUCAAAGAGUUGAGGGUCACCUUCUCCUUUCCCUUGGAGAUGAAUUAAAUAGAAUGGCGCCUGCCACAACAGAGGUCGCUCUUCAAGCCAUGUUGCGGUGUAUUUUAGCCUGCUGUGAGGUGGGUGAUGGAGUCUUGUUUAUAUGCUCCAGCGAGUGUCGAAUCCAGCUCACGAAGGAUAUUUUCACCGCAAUGCGGGCCGUAGUGUGUGAAUGUUUCUCUGGUGAGAAGGCUGCGUAUCCAAAGAAUCCCAUGUUUCGGCAGUGUGUGGAAAACAUGCUGAAAAUAAAUCUGGGGCAGCUAACAACGACACUGAGCAAGCACAGUGUACGUGGUGAGGAGAGGAUGCUGAGGGGGAGCAUUCAAAGCGGGAAUCGCUACGACUACGAUUUUAGUGAUGAUGAUGAUGAUGAGAUUCGCAGAGAAAAGUUGUCUGACGCCGAGUUGGAGGAAUGCACUAUAUGUGGAACUCAUGCCGUUUGUCUUCCGAAUGGGGGAUUGCGGGCAAUGCAUCAUGUAUGUAAUGACAUUAGAGAAGGUUCCAUGCUUCGCCCAUCAGCGCUGCUCCGUCUGAUAAAAUUGCUGAUCCAGUAUACGGAUAUGCGUCCCUGCACCGAGAACUGUGUGACGCACCUUGUGAGAUUCGGUAUGUAUGGCUACGGUGGGGUUUUGCAGACCUGUAACAAAAUAAGUGAGCCUACCAUCUCUUCCCUCGAUAUUCCCCUUACAUAUUUGCCUAGUGACGACUUUGCCAUUCUUAACUUCUCCGCGGCAUACGUUGACGAGAUUGACGAGGAAGAUACAUGCUGUGCAUUAACGGUUGCGAGUGCCAUGUCAGACAUGGAUGGCGUAGCCAUUGACCCGUAUAUGAUCUUUGCGUGUGGUCGGCAUCUCGCAAAGCUGCCUCCUCGGGCGUUAGGAAUGGAAUUACGUCAUGCGUGUGAGGCUGUGCAACUUGUUGGAUGUUUGCCUGCAGGUGUUGGGCCCUUUGAUCGACGAAAAAAAAAGCCUCCACGAAAUUCCUACGUGUUAUGGGAAAGAUGGCAUGAACACGCUGAUUUAAACGAUAUUGUGCGUGUCGCUUUCUCUCGACGAAGGCAAGGCGUCUACGUUGUUGAAGGACCACACGGAAACCUUUUUGACAAUGCACGGUCAGCUCUCUGGGCGUUCCGAAAUCAACGGUGUUCGGUCUUAGUCGCUAUGAAGUUUUCCUUGGAGUGGAUGGUGUUUCCAGGAGGUGUGGUGCCGAACGAGUCAACGUUGCAGCAAUGCUUUUUGACAACAUUUAAGAUUGUUGGCCAGACGAGCAUUGACAAUGCCCUCUACCUCAUCUGCCAAGGUAACUUUGGGCCGCGGGUUGGUAACAAGGGUUUUUUUUACAUUCCACGUGGAGUCUUCAAUUUGUGUGUCACGGGUGCUGCGUACAUCUUCGUUGACGCCGCGGCGUACAUGAUAUCAAGGGGUCAUCGACAAAAUCUGUACGCCGCACGGGUGCUACCAAAGCAAGCCACACAGUUGGUGGAACAACUCCCACUGCUACGAGGGCUGUAUGACUUCUGCAAGGAGGCUCUUAACUGGAGGACACGGCACCGCCUUGAGUGCACCAAGGUGGUGUGUGAGGCCCUUUGCCAUCUUCCUCCCCCGAUCUUUUUCAUCUACCGCGGUUGCGAUCGUGAGGUGACGGAGACGCAGACAGCGCUCUUGAAGAUGUUACGUCAAAUUGUUUUUAUGAGUAGCGCACGCUCACUACUGUUUUUCUAUAUUCAUGAGGUACUUGGGUUGAAGUCGAUAGAGUGGGUAAGUGCACUCGCCCAACAAAUCUCACAGUAUCCGCCACUUUCUGUGCUGCUGCAGGAGAAUGUCGAGAUCUUGUCAUCUUCCGACCUUCAGCGACGGCAAGCACGCAUAGAGUGGUCGCCCUUGAGAACCGAGAAAAAGCCAAUUGUGAGGGUGGUGUCGCGGCCUCCAGAGCCGCAUCCAGCUAAGAAGACUGUGACAAAACGAAUGUCCAAGACGGCAACGGAAAAGAAGUCUGCCAAGGAGGCACGGGAUACCUUCUUGGACAAGCUGGAGAAUCGCUGGACGAAGGUAAGGGAAGAUCGGGAGUCGAUUAAGGAACUUCGCCGUUCCAGUAGAAGGGAAGGUCAUUCCUUUUUUUCUUCUUCCUUUGCAUCUGGCCUUACCGCGGGUUUCACAGCGCGAUCUAUGGCGGAAGAAUGUGAUAUUAUUCCUCCAUCACUUGUUGGUUAUCCGUGGCACUCCAUCCGUCUCACAAAUGCAGAUGGGAAAUUGACAGACUAUGCUAUGUUUUUCAUUAAGGAUCACAUCUGUUGCAUAAAUGUCAAAAAUCACACCCUCACAGAGCCUUUGCAUCCCACACUGGGAAGCCAUUUUGCGAGGAGUUUUCCCUUUACUACUGGUUUUGAUUGUGCGUUGAACUCGCCAGUGAAUCCGCGCACAGUGUAUUUCUUCUGUGGUGAGCGGUGGAUUGAAUGGGACGCGUACUGGCAGACCUGCACAGGGGGUCCAUUUAAACUACAAACUCACAGACAGUUUGCGGAGUUGCCGCCGGAAUUUAUGUACAGGAUUGACGCGGCUGUGCCAAUUCCCAACACUUCAUGCGCAUUUUUGUUUUCGCAGCUGAUGUAUAUAGUAUUUGACUUUGAAAAGCGGCAACCGGUUGGUGGUGUGAGACGCAUUGGGGACGAUAAGACAAGUGAAGAGAACCUUGCAACCUUUGGCACAACGCUUGCAAAGCUGUUUCCUUACGGGCCCAUGACGACAUUGCUUUGGAGCACCGAAGAGACACCACCAGCAUGCGACGAACAGGCGGAAGAAUCGAGUACGGAGAGCGCUUCUAAAACAAGAGAAGAUUCGGCUCUAGUAGAGAAAGUGAGGGUGAUGUUGAUUGGACGGGAUGGUCGUUUGGCAACUGUGUGCAGCUUUGCUUCCGCUGAGCCAACAUUGGCACUUGAGGCAUUUCAGACAAUACCUGCAUCCUGUUUCUCACGAAUUCCAUUAGCGCUACAGCAGAUGACCACAGCGGCUCUGCAUGGUGUUUGUAAGUGCGUUCUUGAAGCAGAGUGCAAUCGUUGUGGCGUUGUUUUGGAUACUUCGCACCACGUAAGAGAUCAGGUAAAGACAAUUACCAGUACACUUACUCAGAAAGGAGAUGAAUUGGAAAACCUAUUCAGCCUUACCCGACGGGAUAUUAAGUGUACUGCAUCAUCGCUACUAUGUGAAGAGGUUAUUUUCGUUCAAACCGAAGAGAGUAUGCUUGAUGGCCCACCGCAGGUGAUAGAUGUGGAUUAUGGUUCUACAAAUCCUGUUGACUUUGGUGUUCUUGUGGUUGUGCUGGAUACUGCACGCUUGGACCCUCGAGUGCUUCGUAUUGCGCCAAUUAUGGCUGUGGUUGAGAGUAGUGUUGACGGUAUUGUAUACAUUGCACACACACGUUUUGUUCUUCUACCUUAUGUUACUGCCACGUGUUGGGGUGAUGCACCUGCUGCUCGUUUUUGGCGGAUUCGUUUUUUGACAAGAUUACCUGUAAACACGGGCGUGGUACGACUCCUAUGGUACAAAGUUUUUUGUGCGCUUGGGACUAUUCCGUUAGAUCCCUGCAUCCCGCAUGCUCCGCAUGAGUCUACCAAUGUCAAUAUCACAGCACCCCACAUUCUCUGUAAGCCCACGCAACUCCUGCUAUCUCUCACCCCUGGGGUUGUUUUUGCCUCCUCUACCAGUCAUGGCUGGUUGAAUAAGCACUGCAUUUUGCCGCUUCUUCCAGAUGGGAAAUUUUGCCUUUUUUUUUGCGGUAAAAAUUUCCUUGAAUUCGAUAUUGAACAUAAUAUUGUGAUUUCGCAUCGCUCUAUUCCUCUUGCGGGACACCCCGGGUUUGCAAAUUUACCAUACCCCUUUUCAAACGGGUUUGAUGCCGUAUUUUACCCCAAUCCACAAAAUCCGAAUGUUGUGGCACUCCUUCAUGGGAAAGAUAUUAUACUGUGGAACUUGCAGUUCGGCGCUGUAGAAAAAAACGACAGUAAAAACAGUCCCAAUGCGUUCUUUAAGGGAUUACCGUGGAGUCUGGACCAGAUUGAGGAUAUUGUUCAAAUAUGGGAUUGUCCUGGCGAAUUCUUCCUUCUACAAACUUCACAGGUGCUGCGCUGGAGCAUUAUCACUUUGGAGGUCGUGGAGGGUCCGAUGGUUCUUCGUAACUGCCCCUAUUUUUAUCACGCUGAAUUUGAUGACAAACCGUUGCUCUGCGCUGUAUCAUUCCCAAAAGAUCCAAAACGCUUCCAUGUCUUUUGCGAGGACCGCGUGGCUGUUCAUACUGUGAUUGAUGACACGGUGACGAACACUGUUGGUCCGGUGUCGGUACGUCAAUGUGAUUUGUUUAGCACCAUUACAUGGUAUUUGAAUUGGGGGAGGCGGCGGUAUGAUUCUGUGAUUUGUAUUGAUUUCAAGGAAGGACCACCUCUGCUGACUGGAGUUGCAAUGCACAGUUCAGAACCCUGUGAGGAGGAUUGGCUCAUUGAAUAUAGUGAUGAUGGGGUGGAGUGGAACACUGUUGGUCAUCAUCUGCAAUCCUCUGCACUCAGUCGUACAAGGUGGGGACUUGCGAGCGUGGCUUGUGUCUCUCAUCGACUCUGGCGUUUAACAACGGAGGCGCGUCAAGGUCGUGAUGUGGAACGUCCUCCAGUACUCUAUAUGGCUAUGGACUUAUUUACGUUACCAUGUUCACCAUAUUUGCAGUCGGCGCGUAAAAUUGCCUUCUCUGGUACGUUGAAUAAACCCAUCUCCACCUUAUUUGUGGAGGCGAAAACAACCGUGACAUUUGAGUCUGCAACAGAAUCUAGAGGGGAGUGUAAACCGGGAAUACAUCAUAUGACGUUGGGUUACGAAAAGUUGAAUUCGCCUAAUUUGAUGGCGUUUGCCUGCCGAUCUGUGGGUGCUCCGGUGACUGUCAUCUGGAGUGUCUGGUGCAGUGACGAUGGUGACCACUGGGAGAAGUGUGGGAAGUGGCGCAGUCGUUUUCGUCACUUUAAAGCCUUAUGGAAACCUCGAGGACCUCGACAGUACUGGCGCAUUGAACUGCAAACGUGGGAGCCUAACGUGUUGUUCGAGGACCUUUGCCUUCUUGAGUACCUUGGUCCCUCGCUUGCUCUGGAAAAUUCAACAUUGUUUGGAGAUGGGUGGGAUGCAUCGCUGUUGUGGGAAAAAAACUGCGUUGGAUGCAAAGUUUCGCCCAUGAUCUUUUCGGCGAAUGUAGGAACGGCAGUGGUGUUUGACAGCAAGCAAGCUCCUCUCCACGUCGUUGGCGUGCGUCUGGUUAGUCACGGAACACAAAAUACAUCUACUAACUUUGUCAUUGAGUGCAGUUCCAACACCAUGGAAUGGCGAACGAUCAAUGUGUCAUUGCUACUACGCAAUGGCUCAGCACAGGCUGCGUGGGACAAUGGCGGUUAUUAUCGCUUCUGGCGUCUUCGUAUUGUGCAACACACAGGGCCACCCUUACUGAUGCUGCGCGAUAUUUGCUUUGAGAUUUCCAAGUCGGCGCUGUAUCGUGUUGUGGAGUCGAAUAAUGUGGAUGGAGGAUACAAUGGUUGUGAACUAAGUCUUGGGACGAAACUUAAAGAAGUGGUUGCUCUUCAAACAGUGUUGCCGCCCAAUUCCAGGUACGUCGUGGAGAAGCUCUCGCUUGACGGUGCCAUUUGGGAAGAAGUAGCGAGCAUCCAAAACGUUGACACGGCACGUUCACAUACGGUACGUCAGAGAUGGAUGCCAAGGGGAUGCUCUUCCAAUUGGCGUUUGCGUCCUGCACUGGAGGAGGGCGAAGGAGAUGUUACGACACUUUCGUAUUCUCUUCCCACGAACAUGUGUGUCCAGUGGUAUAGCUUUGGUGGAACAACACUCGUUUCCGCCCAAAUUGGUGAUGUCCCAUCAGUGGAGGUGGUCACAACCGGAUUUGUUGAGGUGCAGGCCGCCAAACGUCUGACAGAAAAUGAGACCGAUAGUGUGGUGCUACGCUCCAGAGAGGAGGAAGAGGAGGAAAUGGUCACAGUUACAUGGGUGUUUAGCAACGGCACAACGCCACGUUUUUGUCAGGUUUUCUUGGGGGGACGGACGGUUUUCAAAUCCGUCACCUCAAAUUCAGCAUCGCCUUCGCCACAACUUAAGCCAACUACGGUGUCUUCUAUUUUAUUACCCAUGAAGAUGUCAAAACGUUUUGGAGCAAAUGGGAUCCGUAAUGGCGGUACGGAUGCGGCGGAUGCUGGGGACGCCAUUGUUGCAGCAGGAGAAGAAGUAGAAGAAGGCGGUGCAACAGUAGUUGUGGAGACAAGUGAAAAUGGCGUGGACUACGUCCCCAUUGCAAAGCGACUUUUUUCCCAAGUUGGCAAUUCACUUUCGUGGGCGAUGAAUGUCAGCGCCACCUACUGGCGGAUUCGAUUUAAGGGGAUCCGAGAGACUGAGGUUCUAGAGUUGUGGCAGGUUACAUGGUAUAUUGAGACUGGCGUCAAUGCCGUGUGGGCUCAAUCAAAACCGUGCAUGCUUAGUUCCUCAAUGUAUACUACAUGGCAGGAGGCCGCUUUUAACAAUGAAGAUGAGUUUUGUCGAAUAUGUCGCGAAGGUUUUGAUCAGGCAAGAAGUGUUGCAAGUGGACUUCGUAAGGCAGGUGAUAUUGACCGUCAUGGUAUUGUGGCAAAGAGUGUCGUUCAGCUCAGAGGCGAGUUUACAAAAUUUGUGGCCAAAGUUUCAAAGGAUGCGGUAAAAGACAAGAACCCACCACAAGACAAAUUUAUUUGUAUUGGUCAACCAUUGAGCAAUGACAUCAUGUAUCUGCUUUACAAGGCUGCAAAAAAAUACGAUUGCAAUGUGGAUGAACUGAAUCAGUUGGUGUCGCAUCCAUUGCUAUUGGCGCGUGAUAUGGUGCGAUCAAAUGAAAAUAUGUCGUGGUUUUAUCCAAUGUUCCUUCAAGAGGGUACUUUGGUGGAAAGCUUCUACGGAUUUCACCGCUUACGCGCCUCCCUUGGAGUCUUAUGGAGUCUGUCCCUACAGGUGCAGAGAAACCUAGACCUUUUGUUGAAGUCUUUUUUGAAUCCCUUAAGUCCACAUCUGGCAUCUGUUAUUAUUACAGUACAUAUUGAGCGAAGCGACUGGAUUGCGGCGGAGCAUUUUCCACAACUUCCACUUCUUUACGACGCCGGAUUUACAGGACGUCAUAUGGUGAUGGUAUUUACUCUUAACCAGGUGGUCUUCAAUUCCCGAUAUAACUUAACAAUACCCGGGGCAGAUCCAUUUCCCGCAAUAUUUCCGUUUAAAAUCCUACCCGGUGUGAACUUUAUUCAACGCAUUCCUAUUGCUGUAUGUCCAUCUCCUCUGUUUGACUGCCUUCAAAUGAUUUAUUCGGAAGAAUUUCUUUCGAAAUAUGAAACGGAGUUGGUGUUUACGUCACCCUCAAUGCAGAGCAAUACAGGCCUCGUGCGGUUUACAUUACCGGGGGAGGGUAUUAACCUUGGCAUACCGGGUCUGACGAUUGGAAGUUUUGAAUUUGAAGUUCAGCUCGUAGCGGAAAGUCACCUCGACGAUGAACGAGCGGCCUUGAUAACAAUUGGACAACGAGAAACUGAGAAGGACCGGUCCCAGAUGGUGACCUUUGUGACUCACGACACUGUAUUUAAAGGGGCGAAUGUGGAUCCACCCAUACAACUAAGUCUUGUAGGGUGUUUUGAACCAAUGGAGGAACAAAUUUCGAUUUGUGGGACGUCCCCAAGCGCCCAUUUGCCUCUUACUUGCCGUUUUUCGGAUGCCUUUCUCACCAACCUGAAGGUUUCGUUUGAUCUCAUGACUGGAGAAGCUUCACAGUCGUUUGUGGAGCCUUACUUCACCUUAGCGGGAACCCUAACCAUCCCCACGUGUGGUAGUUAUGAUUGUUGCCUUCUACAGGUACGCCUAGAUCGUAGAUAUGAGACUCUUGUACUGCAGGUGGUAGAUCUGCAUCUGUCAAAAUUAAUUCAACUUGGAGGUUACAUGGUUAACACUUUACCGCAAAUAAAGAAGAACGAAUGGUUGCAUGCGGUUCCUAUUGUGUGUUCAUUGAGCCUCAGUAUGCGUUGUUCCGAAGUAAAGGCAUUUGGAACUGGGACGAUUGAGUUUGUGGGCUUUAGGGGAGAUGCGUACGCAACUAUUUUACCGGGGUGUAUUGGGAUUACGGCAACGCUUCCCAGCCUACGUAUUGGUAGUAUUCUUUUAGAAGGGAAAUCUGACAAGGAAUGCAUCGUGUUGCACAUCGCCAUGCCUGCUAGCGGUGCUUCUGUUAUCCGGUUAGAUGGAUAUAGUGCCCUCCUUGCACCCCAUCUCUCCCCUAUAAAAGUUGAGAUGUCACAAGCUGGUGUCAUGUGUGUCUCCACCGGCGUCUUUUACGACUUGUGCAUUGAGGAGGAGUCACUUUUUCCAUCUGGGGCAUACGCACAGGUGACAAUCUCUCAUAGCGUACUCACCAAAUGCCUUAGUGAACUGCUGCAAGAGACACCUAUGAUUGCUGCCGUCUUAGCCAAGGGCAUUCCCUUCUCAUUGGAGGUGGGGGAGGUGGUUGGAGCGGAGUGUUUGUUGGAGCAAAAACUUUUAUUUCUGACGGUGCGUGGGGUACUGUUUGGAUGCCGCUUUGAUGUGACAAUAUCUGUGGUGUCGCCGGACAACUCACUGGAAGAGGCACGUCGCAUUUGCCAACUUCUUCUUCCCUGUAUCGUGGAACAGUGUGAUGAGUCUCUCUGGGCAGCGUAUGAGAUGUUGGCUGGCUACUUGUCGCCGCUGGAAUUAAACAAAGAGACGAAUGUAGCUUCCGAAGCAAAAGAUGAGGGGGGGAAAGUGGAUGAGGAAGACAGCAAGAGUGAAGUUGAGGAAGCCUCGUUGGUCUCGGGUGUGCGUCCUGCGCCAGCAAGGUAUUCGCUAACAGCGGCAAACGGACAGUUUAUUAAACACUGGAUGAAGUGCGAGUGCGAGGCGUUGGAUAGGGCUAUUCAGGCCGACUUUGAGAUGGGGCUUUACAAGGAUUCCGAAGUGUGUUUGGAUGAAUCUCCUAAGGGAGUAUAA